This is a messenger RNA of Scomber scombrus (Atlantic mackerel), 4951 nucleotides long. RefSeq names its product smoothelin b (gene smtnb). NCBI's taxonomy places the organism in Eukaryota, Metazoa, Chordata, Actinopteri, Scombriformes, Scombridae. Gene Ontology annotation, biological process: actin cytoskeleton organization. The coding region runs from base 232 to 3414 and encodes 1060 amino acids. Gene Ontology annotation, cellular component: microtubule organizing center; filamentous actin. Gene Ontology annotation, molecular function: protein binding. The record is from RefSeq and is a predicted model, not a curated record. The transcript is spliced from 19 exons.
AGGACCGAAAUAUGCUCUCCUAAAGCUGUACACGAGUUUCUGAUUACAAAGCGUGUUGAAGACCGCACUGAACAAAAAAAAAAAAGAAAGGGGAGAAGAAAAAAAGACACAACUGCAACAGCUACAAUCCGCGCAGGUGGUACACGCUGUUGGCCAGUGAACAACCAGAUCACAUCAACACUCACCACCCAGACCUUUUCUCCUCACCUGAGUCUGACCAGGACGAUUAAGAUGUCUCUGGAGAGCUAUUCAGCGCUGGAUGAGUCCUCUCUGCGAGCCCUGCUGGAUGGAACCGUGGAUCUGGACGAGAGACGCCUCAUCCGUUCAGCCAUUCGGGAGUUAAGGAGGAGGGAGAUUGAGGACAUGGAGGCCGCUUUGGCCAGCAAGAGAUUUCGACCUACACGACUCAAACAGCAGGAGGAUAAGGAGAACCAGCACAGCGACACCUUGGAUGUCUUAUCAGGCAAACUGCAAUCGAUCCAAGACAUUGAUGAGCUCACAACAAUGCUCCGUACUGCCAGCGAGUACGAGGAGAGGAAAAUGAUCCGAGCAGCCAUCCGACAGAUCAGGGAUGAACAGCUGCAAGGGGCUGUGGAGAGAGGUAAAAUUCCCGGACGCUGCAUAGAGCCAGAGAACGUUGAGCUCCAGAGCAACAUGGGAACUGGGGAGAAAGAGCGGGAGAGUCGCGGUGAGCAAGAGCAUACCAGAUCUCCGAUCCGGGAGUUACGUGGCCAGCAGACACAACAAAGCAGAGAGCUGCAGAGUAUAGGUUCCAACUCAGGCAUGGUGUUGGUUCUGGACCACCUGGCGAAGGAUGAUGACUCUGGACCUCUGCUCAUUCAGCCUCAGAGAGAAGCUGUGACAGCAGAGCCUGACCUGGUCUUGUCACACCGUCAAAGGUCAGACUCCACAGCGUCAGACCGCAGUGGGACCUCAGUGCAUUCCAGGUACAAUCUGGAUUCUGUGGCCCCAGAGAAGAGUCUGGGCUCGGCCUACAGAGCCCGGCUGGACUCUGGAGCCUCAGACAGGAGCCAGGGUUCCUCCCAUCGCGGCCGGCUAGACUCUGGGGCAUCAGAGCGCAGCAUCAGCUCCCAGUCCUACGUCAGGCAGAGACUGGGCUCAGAUGUCUCAGAUUCUGGUGUCAGACUCCGUUUGGGCUCUGGGGCUUCAGACAGUGUUGGGCUGUUGUCAAGAAAACGAACAGACUCGGGGACAUCCGACCAAAGUGUGAGUAUGUCCUCUGAAGAGAGGGGUCCAGCGGAGGAAGUGGAGGCAGUCACGAGUGGCUCAGCUUACAGCACAGAUUCAGAAAGCGAUAGCAGAAAACAGGGUCCAACCGACCUCAAGGCUCAGUCCAGCAAGGACUGCAGCACCAACCAGGAUCAGCAGGAUGGGACUGUCUUAUCUCGCAAAGAUCCUGAAAAGAUCUUGCUCAAUGGCACUGCCAAGGGGAAAACCGACUUUCUGAAACAAAAGAUAACAGUUAACAGCGAUCUGCCCGUCCCUCAUGGCAAGGCAAAGGAUUCUGCACCUGAGAAGAAAGAUGUUAAAGUGGAACAAUUCAACCGUACCAACUCUGUACGGGAUCGGAUGCGCAAGUUCACAGAGCCCAGUCAGAGCCUAAAUGUCCCAGCUUUGAAGAAAACUCCCCAGAGGAACGGGGCCGCCUCCAGCAGCGGCGGCCAGACGCGUCUCUCCAGAGCUACUGAGCUGUUUACACAAACAGCAGCAUCACUCAGCACAUCUGGAGACAGGCCAGCAAGGCCACGUGUGGACUUCACAUCUCACACCUCUGGAAGUGCAUCCCAGAGUCAGGCCACACCUCAGCCAAGGGGUGUGGCUAACAAACCUCUGUCUUCAGUUAGCCAAUCCCAGAACUCCAUGGGCGGUACAAGGCAUCCAGCUGAAAAGGAUGUGCACGCCUCCAGUAACUCAAAGGAAGACAGGACCCCAGGGAGAGCAGCUGGACAGCAGGUCACCCAGGGAGAGGAAGACCCUGACAUGAAGACUUUCCUUACCAUCGAGAUAAAGGAUGGGCGCACCACCACAUCCUCCCCCAGGACCAACAUUGUACCCAUCACCACCAUGACACCACGCAUCACAACUAACACUCUGGGGCAGAGAGCAGAGCUGACCCUCGGCCUCAGAGCGACACCAUUUAAGAUCUCCACAUCUAGCCUCUCCUCCGGAUCCUCCAUCAAGAUGGAGACAGAGCCAGUUGUGGCAUGUGAGCCGGUGUUUUCAGCUGGGCCGUCUGUCCAGGUGGCGUGUCACGUCCCAGCCAUCCCCAACGGUUCCACCACCCAGGCCAAACCGGAGGAGCACUCUGGAAAACUGACAGCUGAACAGCUGGCUGCCAUCGAGGAUGAAGAGCUCCUUGACAAAAUGCUUGAUGAGUCAAAAGACUUUGAAGAGAGGAAGAUGAUCCGUGCAGCCAUGAGAGACCUACGCAAGAAAAAGAGAGACCAAAGAGAAAAGGAGCGCGACACCCGUCUGCAGGAGCUUCGGCAACAGAGAGAAGAGCGUGCACAGAAAGGUCGUCCAGGGGCCGGGGCGGGAGAGGUGGUGAUGAGGAAGGUGGAAAAGGCGGCAGAUGGCUCCACCCUCAGCCAAGUCACCAAGACAAACCGCUUUGCACAGUCUGAUGAUGGGAGCAGAUCAACACGCAGCACUGUUGUCGAGUCCAGUUAUGUGCAGAAAACAGACAGAGGGACAGUCCAGUCAAAAUCAUACAGCUUCAGCUCUUCCACUUCUUCCUCCUCCUCCUCCUCCAACACAAACAAAAAAGUGGGCAGUGUGUUUGAUCGUGAGGACGAUACGUCGUCUCGCAGCGGUGGCUUGGCUGCUGUUGAGCGGAAGCAGGCGGAGAGGCGCAAGGAGUUGAUGAGGGCUCAGACUUUGCCGAAGACCUCUGCCAUGCAGGCCCGCAAAGCCAUGAUAGAGAAGCUGGAGAAGGAGGGAGGCGGCCCUGGAAACCAAGCGGUCGCCAAGGUAAACAAGGUUCAGCGUUCCACCAGCUUUGGCGUACCCAACGCAAACUCUAUCAAGCAGAUGCUGCUCGACUGGUGUCGUGCCAAGACGCGCUCAUAUGAGCAUGUGGAUAUUCAGAAUUUUUCAUCCAGUUGGAGCAAUGGAAUGGCAUUUUGUGCGCUGGUGCAUAAUUUCUUCCCUGAAUCCUUCGACUACGACUCCCUGAGCCCCAGCAACCGCAGGCAAAACUUUGAGGUGGCCUUCAGCACUGCGGAGACCUACGCCAACUGCAUGCCUUUGCUGGAAGUGGAAGACAUGAUGAUCAUGGGUAAUAGACCCGACUCCAAAUGUGUCUUCACCUACGUACAGUCUCUGGUCAACCACCUGCGCAGAUACGAGAUGUCCAUGGGUCGGCCCUGUGACCUUCUGACCUGUGCUCAGUGAGUGUUCGGCCUCAACGUGGCUUUCAGCACGGGGUUGUAACCAGGCAGCCCCCACACCCCACCCCUCCCCUAAACCAGCCCUCCCCGACUACAUCUUCACCUGAUGACUGACUCUUCGGUGAACGGCUGGGUCACAGAGUUGCACAUCUCCAAUGGACAAGCUGGGGAUGUGUGUGUUUGUGUGUCAGUUUGCUUAUUAUCUUUGUUGGCAGUGGUGAUGUUAAUUCAUUUUUUUCGCACAUUUUCCAGCAAGAGGGCACCAAAGUUUUUAUAAAAAUACCUUUUAAAGCUUUAAAGUUUUAGUACAUCAGGUUGUUUUUUUUGCACUCAAACUUCUCUUUGUACUCUAGUAUUCAACAUGCAGUAACUGUGUCACCAUGCAAGUGUGCUGAGAGACACCUCAAGAGAUAAGAGAAAUAUUAUUUAUAGUAUUCCCCUUUUUAAAUUAUUUAUAUCUACAUUUUCUCUGCUCCAUUUUUGUAACUUUAAUAAUUUCUAAGCAUUGCUAUUGGUGAUUCCAAUGAAGAAGAAAAAUAUAUCCAACCAUAUGAUGCAUUACUUGGUUUCCACUUUGGUACUUUUUCAUUUUUUACCAAACUCUGGUUGCUUUAAAUAUUUUGAUUAAGUUAUUAUUCUCAUGUUGAUGUCAUCAAUUAACAUUUUACUAUUUAAUACAUGAGCACUGGGAUGUUUUUGUUUUUGUUCAUUUUUCAAAUGGAUGCAACCUUCUCGUCGCAGUCCAGUGCUGAAUACGCUCACCUGUCUGAACUCUAUUGAGCUACUGAGAUGUUUCAGAUGUUUUUUUUUUAAAUUUCCCUCCUCCUGUAUUAUUGUGUCAUGAUGCAAUUCUGAUGACAAAAAGCUUGCAUAAACACGUUUUUCAUUCAGGUAGAAAAAAAAAACAGGAGUUGUGAUUACAGUCACUGAGUCUUUCAGCAGAUGAACAAAAAAAUGCACAGCAAUGCCGCCAUCACUGCCUCGCCCUGCCAAACACACUCACACACAGCUGUUUUAUUUACGCUUGAGUAGAUUCUUUUGGUAAUAUAUCAGUUUUUAAAAAAAAAUGUUGUUAGUGUGUAAAUUACGCUUUUAAAGUUUUGUUUAAAGUAAGUCAAUAAGCUGAGACUACCGCAGUGUUUUGUGAAACAAAUUAUCACUUUUGGGUCAUGUUUCUAGGCCUGAUGAAAGCCGGCUUUCAGCUCCAUCAGUUACAAGUUUAAAAAUGAGCAAUUGUGACUGAGCAUAACUGCCAAUGUAUAUUUUACAAUAUGACGCAAAGGAACAUUUUUCAAUGAAGAUUUUUAUUUUCAUUUGUACAAUUAAAGUUCCUUUGAAGAAGAUGUGUAAAAUUUGAUUGAUUUAAGUUCUUUGUGCUAUAUUUUGUAGAUUUACAGAAAUUAUUUGAGAUAUUCCACUGCUGCCAAUGGAGAAAAGAAUACCUUUCAUAAAGCAGUGAGUGCUGUACAUAAGAGCUUAAACACGUCAUAAUUUCAUGUUUCUGUGCACCGCAGUUAAAUGUGAAUUAACAAUUAAACCAA